This is a messenger RNA of Darwinula stevensoni, 1887 nucleotides long. The record is from the annotation of a GenBank genome assembly. Lineage: Eukaryota; Metazoa; Arthropoda; Ostracoda; Podocopida; Darwinulidae.
AUGCUAGAAGGAAUGCGAGAGAUGUGCGACGCCUGCCGAACGACCAUCUUCAACUUCCACUGGGUCUGCGAAGCGUGCGGGUUCAUGGCCUGCAGCGAUUGCGUCGCGGACCGCAGGGGGACCGAGGGCGAGGGCGAGGACUGGGCGCCGUGCAAGGGGCAAGGGGGGCAAGGGGGGCACCGGCCGGAUGGGCUUCGACCCGUGCAGCUCGUGCCGUUCGGGGAGAUCUUCACCGAGGUGUCGCGUAGAUUCCACGAGUUGAGGGAGAGGCUGCAGCCUGGGUUGAGGUGUCCGUGCAAGAGGAAGGGAAAAGGCGUUAAUGAAGUCAACGAGCUCUGCAAUAUCGAGAAGCAACCCGCAUCCUUAGGGGAAGAUGAUUCUGCAAAAACCAUUAGCAAUAUGUUCUCACGGGUGCCUCACACUUGGCUGUGUGGAGAGAAACUUCUCUGCCUCGAGGAUCCCAAACAUGCCGAUAACCAAAGCAUUUUCGAGAUUCAGUGGUCGAAGGGACAUCCUGUGACCGUGGCCGAUGUCCACACUCUCCUCAAUAUGGAUCUCUGGACGCCGGCUUCAAUCUCCAAGGAAUUUGGCGAUAGGGAAGAUAGAAUUGUGAAUUGCCGCAACGGCGAGGUCGUCAUAGGAAAACCCCUCAGCGCCUUCUGGGCCGGAUUUCAGGAUCUCAACGAACAGCUCGAGGACGAAACAGGGGAGAAGAUGCCCCUGAAGCUGGUGGACUGGCCCCCCGAUAAGGAUCUCAAGGAACUGAGUCCGUCCCGCUUCCGCGAUCUCGUGAGGUCCCUGCCUCUGUCCGAAUACACGAGGCGAGAGGGAGUGCUGAAUUUGAUCUCGCGUCUGCCGGACGCCUUCGUGGAACCCGAUCUCGGGCCGAAGAUGUACAUCGCGUACGGGAGCGGGGGAGGAGCGGUCGGCACGACGAAGCUACACCUGGACAUGGCGGAUGCCAUCAACGUCAUGGUUCACGUCGGGAUGCCGCGAGGUGCAGACCGGAGGCAGCUCGAGAGAGGUGCGUUGAAGGCCGCGAGGGAGGGAGGGUGCGAUCGGGCGACGCUGGAGAGGCUGAGGAGGAAAGGGGUCGUCCCCGGGGCGCUCUGGCACGUUUAUCACGCCGAUGACGUCCGCAAGAUCCGGGACUUCCUCGCGAGAAUCUCCAAGGAAAAGGGGGAGGAGACCGGGAGGAACAGGGACCCGAUCCACGACGGGUUGACGUACCUCGAUGCACCCUUGAGACGUCGGCUCCGCGAGGAGUACGGGGUCAAGGGGUACGCGAUCGCUCAGUGCCUUGGAGAUGCCAUCUUGAUCCCCGCUGGGGCUCCGCAUCAGGUGCAGAAUCUGUUGAACUGCAUGAAGGUCGCGGAGGACUUCGUGUCGCCGCAGAACGUGCGGCAUUGCCUUCGUCUCACUCAGGAGUUCCGUCGUCUGUCGGAUCAAAAUUCCUACCACGAAGAUAAGCUGCAGAUGAAGAACGUUCUUUAUCAUGCCAUGAAGGACGCGAUUGCUUGCCUCUCCGAUGGUUAAAUGACCCUAAACGACAGUGAGAAAGUUGCUGCCGGGAACAUGGGACAUUGGGCGAAGAAGUCAUGCGAAAUCGUCAGCAUUUUUCUUUUGGCUCCCUCCUUCGCAUCAUUGCCUCGCAUGAGGUUUUCUUCUGAGUGAUUGAAUCAUAUCGUAAACCGGUUUAAAAGGAUUGCCGUGAGUAAGCUGGAUGGUCUUCUGUUUGAGAAACUUGCAGUCUGGGAAAUUUACAAGUUUAUUGUGAGGUUUUCCAGAAUUUAUUUUUGCUUUCCGCGUGUAUUUCUUUUUGUGACCUCCAUAGACACGUUGCAUUUCAUAGCUGAGAAUUAAACUUUUUUUUUACUUGUUCCAGAA